Messenger RNA from Rosa rugosa (rugosa rose), 4794 nucleotides. RefSeq names its product putative disease resistance protein At3g14460. The transcript has 4 exons. Gene Ontology annotation, biological process: defense response to other organism. Bases 370 to 3819 code for a protein of 1149 amino acids. Gene Ontology annotation, molecular function: ADP binding. NCBI's taxonomy places the organism in Eukaryota, Viridiplantae, Streptophyta, Magnoliopsida, Rosales, Rosaceae. The record is from RefSeq and is a predicted model, not a curated record.
AUGAAAAGGCUGUAGAAUUUCUAAAGGAAAAUGCUAGGUUAAGUUGUCUGCUACCUGUAGAAAAGAUUAGCUUCAAACUGAAGUAGCUACAUAAAUUCAGUUGAAUUUUCAAUGCCGCGUCCACUUGAAUUGCGUAGGCCCUUAGGCAGCGACCAAAUGUCAAUGAGCCCAUCACCAUUGAACUAGACCUCCAAACCAAACUAUUAGGCAUUAGCUCUUCAGUAAACAGUAACAAGUGAUUUCUCAGAGCCAUUCAACUGGACCUCCAAAACCAAACUCAUUCUCUAAGGAUCACACCUUAAAAAACCAAAUUCUUUCUUCUUUGUUUCGUCUUCUUGUCCAUCAUCUUCCAUACGUUUCCUAUCUAUCAUGGCAGAGCUAGUGGCUGGAGCUCUGCUCUCCUCGUUUCUCUCUGUUUGGUUUGAUCGAUUGGCUUCUCAUCAGGUCAAAGACUUUAUCCGUGGACAGAAAACCACCGAAGGACUGCUGAAGAAGUUGGAGAUUAAGCUGCUAUCAGUUAAUAAAGUGCUUGAUGAUGCCGAGGAGAAGCAAAUCAGAGACCCAACAGUGAGGAAGUGGCUUGAGGAGCUCAAAGAUGUUGUGUAUGCUGCAGGAGAUGUGCUGGAUGAGAUCAACACUGAAGCUCUGCGGCGCAAGCUUGAAGUUGAUCAAUCUGGAAGUAGCAGCGCAUGUUGCCAGGUACCGAAAAUCAUGUACUCCACUUGGUUCAAUAAAUUUGAAAGAACUCUUGAACGAAGGAUAGUGGAGAUUCUAGACAGAUUGGAAUUUAUUAUAAACCAAAAGGAUGUGCUUGGUUUGAAACAAGGUGUUCAAGUUACACAACAAGCAAGGAUGCGUGAAACUACUUCUCUGGUAGAUGAUUCUGAUGUCUACGGAAGGGACGAGGACAAGGAAACCAUCAUUGCAUUGUUGCUGUCUGAUGAUGCCACUGAAGAUAAGGUAGGCGUUGUUUCUAUUGUGGGCAUGGGUGGGAUUGGAAAAACCACCCUUGCUCAACUUGUGUACAAUGAUGCCAGAGUAAAGGAAGAGUUUGAUCUCCGAGCUUGGGUUUGUGUUUCGGAUGAUUUUGAUAUUCUUAGAAUAACACAAGCAAUUUAUGCAUCAAUCACUUCACAAACUUGUGCUAUCACUGAACUAGAUCUGCUUCAAGUUAAACUUAAGGAGGCUUUGACAACCAAGAAAUUUCUCAUUGUUCUUGAUGAUAUUUGGAAUGAAAACUACAAUAAUUGGGAUCUUUUAAGACUGCCUUUUGGAUCUGGAGCCCAUGGAAGUAAGAUUCUUGUCACAACGCGUAGUUCAGCUGUUGCAUCUACAAUGGGAACUCUUCCAACUUACUAUUUAGGCCAUGUAUCUGACGAAGAUUGUUGGCUGUUAUUUGCAAGACAUGCUUUCAGAAAUGCAGAUGCACUUACUACUGAACAUCCAGAUCUUGCAAAUAUCGGAAGAAAAAUAGUUCAAAAGUGUAAUGGUCUUCCUUUGGCAGCCAAAUCCCUUGGAGGUCUCUUGCGCACUAAACUAGAUAUUGAGGAAUGGCAAAAGAUAUUAGAUAGUGAGAUAUGGGAGUUGUCAGAGAGGGAGAGUAACAUCUUGCCAGCUCUUUGGUUGAGCUAUCACUAUUUACCUUCACAUCUUAAGAGUUGUUUUGCGUGUUGUUCGAUGUUUCCCAAAGAUUAUAAUUUCACCAAAUCCGAAUUGGUUCUUUUGUGGCUAGCUGAUGAUCUCUUGCAACCCACACAGAAAAAGACAGUAGAAGAAGUUGGAGAGGACUACUUCAAUUAUCUAGUCUCGAGAUCAUUUUUUCAACGAUCAUUGGGUCCUCAUAUUGAGUCAUCUAUCACCAAGCAAGACCUCAUAUAUUGUGAGUCAUCUCUCACCAUGCAUGACCUUAUAAAUGACUUGGCAAAGUUUGUAUCAGGGGAUUUUUGUUUGAGGUUGGAGGACAAGGUUAAUGACGGCUCAUUCAACAUUAUAGGCAAAACUCGUCAGAUUUCCUACAUGAAAACAGGUAAUCAUGGCUUUGAAUUUGAUGCUUUAUAUAAAUCCAAGUCUUUGCAUACCUUCCUAUCUUUUCCAGUAAAUCCUCAAUAUCAAUAUCGGUUUGAAAUGCCAAGGGUUCUAUAUUUUUUAUUGCCAACAUUACAAUACUUGCGAUUCCUCAACUUAUCACAGUACUAUGUUAGGGAAUUGCCUAGUUCAAUUGGCAACUUGAAACAUCUGAGGCACUUGGACUUGUCUUAUAGUUCAAUAGAAAGGUUACCUGAUACAUUGUGCACAUUGUAUAAUAUGCAAAGCUUAUUAUUGGGGAAUUGUCGUGCUCUUGUUCAGUUACCAACCAACUUGGGAAGACUAAUCAAGUUGAGACAUCUUGAUAUCAGCAAUCGCUGGGGUAGUACAACCAUAAAAAACAUGCCACAAGAUGUUGGUAACUUGAAAAGUCUCCAAUUGUUAAGUAACUUUGUGUUGGCCAAAGAUACAGGGCAUAGUGUUGUGGAGUUAAAGGAGCUUCAGAAUUUGCACCAAACACUUUGUAUCUCAGGACUUGACCACAUUUUCUGUGAUGGAGAUGCUUUGGAGGCGAACUUGAGGGUCAAGAAGUAUCUGAAUGGACUAGUGUUGAAAUGGGGAGGUGAUACUGACAGUUCAGAAAAAGAUAGAAAAGUGCUGGAGAAGCUCCAACCUCACACGAACCUAAGAGAACUCAAGAUUGAAUCUUAUGGGGGCACAAUAUUUCCAAAUUGGGUAGGAGAUCAUUCUUUCUCAAAUUUAGCAUUGGUUAUAAUUAGAUUCUGUACAUGUUGUUCCUUGCCACCACUUGGGCAGCUACCUUCCCUCGUAAAGCUAGAAAUUGAAGGGUUAAAUGAAGUGGUGUCCAUAGGUCUUGAGUUUUGCGGUAGCAAUACUUGUGGAAUUAGGCCAUUUAGAUCUCUCAAAGAACUGAAGUUCAAGGAUAUGUCAGAGUGGAAAGAGUGGUGUUAUGUAGGAGGUAAACAAGAAGAAGGUGGAAUUUUUCCGAAUCUUUGCAGGCUGCAUUUGCAGAACUGCCCCAAGCUAACAGAGAUAUUACCUUUAGACAACCUACCGAAGCUUGAAGAAAUAUCUUUGUUCGGUCUGAUGUCAUUUGGUGGUUCAUUUUCACUAGAAUCUCAAUGCCCUAAGUUCCUCUGCCUCAGUGAGUUGGUCAUACGUAACUGCCCAAACUUUGUAUGCUUUCCAGAUGAAGGGAUGGAUGCGCCCCAAUUGAAGUCAAUAUGUAUAGAAAACUGUGUGAAAUUUCGGUCAUUACCAGACGGAAUGCACACCCUUCUCCCAUCUCUUGAGUAUCUGCACAUAGAUAGUUGUCCAGAACUGGAAUUAUUUCCUGAAGGGGGGUUGCCGCCAUCAUUAAAAUCACUCGAGUUUGGAUGUAACAAAACACUAUAUGCUAACAGCAAGCAGUGGGGUGUACAAAGACUCAAAUCACUUACAGCAUUGUCAAUCAUUUUUGUGGAAUGUGAAGGGAUGGUGGAUUCAUUUCCAGAGGAGGGGUUGCUUCCCACCACUCUUACCCAUUUCCACUUGUCCAAUCAUCUGAAUCUUACUACAAUUGAUGGCAAGGCUUUGGGACACCUCAAAUCUCUUAAACGGUUGAUCAUUUCAAAUUGCCCCAAGCUCAAGUGUUUUUCAGAAGAAGGGCUACCCACUUCUCUUUCCCGGUUGGAAAUUGCAAAAUGUCCUCUGCUGGAACAAAGAUGUCAGAGAGAGAAGGGAGAAGAUUGGCCCAAGAUUUCUCAUAUCCCUUCCAUAUACAUUUGUGAUUAGAGAUAUUAUGGGCGUUCAUAAGAUUAAAUUAUCAAAUCUGCUCUCAGUAUUCCUACAGACCCUCUCCCGCUUUUGCUAUAAGCCUAUAACAACGAUGGCAAAGACGGAGAAAGAGAUGGAGAAAGGGGAAGAUUGGCCCAAGAUGAUCAACCCUGAGAUAAUAUGCGAGGUCGAUUGCAACCAGUUCUCAUGUACUUGCUAAUUUGUUAUGCAACCUAUGCUUUCAAAGCUUAACAUGAAGAGGAUAUUGGUACAUAUUUGUUGCUAUUCCUGGUUAUUGGCUGAAAUCUAGUGAUCAUUCAAGAGGAGUUCAUAGAUUGGCGGGCUUCUCAACAUUCUUGUUGUUUAGCCUUUAAGGAGGCAGAGGAACAAAUUAUCUAUGGUGAUCUGAAAACUUGUUGUUUAGCCAUUAAGGAGGCAGAGGAACAAAUGAAUGCUUGCCACUUUUGGUGAUCUGAAAACUGUAAUUGCCAAUAGCCAAACACUGUUGGCUUUGUCAACCUCUAUCUAUGUGCCUUCUUUGUUUCAGAUAUAAUUGAGGUCAACACAAAAAUCAGUCCUAUACUCCUACUGUUCUGAAAAUCGGCAACAACUACAAGUUUGAUUCUAAUGUAGGGUUGCGAUUAAAAUGACAAAGGAUGCAAGCUACUUUGAGCACUUAUUGUGGUUGCAGGUGCCUUAAUUCCAUGGUACCUCUUUUCAAAAUGAUCAACUUAAUUCAAAAUUGUUGCAGUUGCAACGUGCAAUUAAUUCAUCUGUUUCUGAUUCUUUCCAAACAGCUGUGUCCAAGAAAAGUACGUUGAGUUUCCAAUAUUGUUGAUUUCGCUCAGUUAUUGAUCUAUUUUUUAUCGCACUUACAUAUGUUAUAUGAUCCAGUACUUGUUUAGUUUUCUCUCAUUUUUUGCCAAUUACAGUUCAUGUACACAUAUUUCUUAUUUGAUUGAUUUCACCUAGAAUAUCCUGAUUUGGUAUACA